Mya arenaria is the source of this 2805-nucleotide messenger RNA. RefSeq lists its product as uncharacterized. The transcript is spliced from 12 exons. Gene Ontology annotation, molecular function: DNA ligase (ATP) activity; ATP binding. NCBI's taxonomy places the organism in Eukaryota, Metazoa, Mollusca, Bivalvia, Myida, Myidae. Bases 154 to 1746 code for a protein of 530 amino acids. The record is from RefSeq and is a predicted model, not a curated record. Gene Ontology annotation, biological process: DNA recombination; DNA repair.
GAAGAAAUGCUUACCCAGUCUAUUCCAAAGGUGGGCGUUUCCAAUGUUUACAUGUCAGAACAUGAUAGGUACUGGACCACAGGUGAUAUAUAUACACCGUUUGUGGUCAUUUUUGGAUCAGACAGAUAGUGAACACAACCCUGAACAGAAAUCAUGUCAGACAAGAAGAAGUGUCAGUACUUUGAGAAGUGUUAUAGGAAAGACAAGAAUCACCUGGCGGAGUAUCUGCAUCCACGGGACCUAAAAGCUGCAGCAGCCGACAAGACAGAUGUGAAGCCGGCGAUGCGUAAAGAGAAAACCGUGGAGCUGAAAGAUGAGGAGGUCCCGGUAAAAACUAGCCUACGCAAGCGCAAAACACAUGAGAUGAGUGUGUAUGAUGAUGACACUCCUGCGGAACCCCCAGCGAAACGAGUUAAAAGAGAAAAAUCUAAAACCUCAGCUGACAAAGAGCCUGCUAAAGAAGACACAGCAAAAUCCCCAACCCCUGCUUCUGAGCCCUCUCCCUCCACCAGUAAAUCUCCAAGCCCAGGUGCGGGGAAACGGAUGCGAUGCAAGUACUGGGACAAAUGUUACCGCAAGGACAAAGGUCACAAGGCCCUGUAUGUCCAUCCAGGGGACCCUGAUGAAAAACAGGCAGAAAAGUUUAAAGAGGGAGUGGCAGGAAGAACGAGGACGGCCGCGAGACCCAAGCCUUUACAUCACAUGGACAGUAUAGACUCUGUGUUAUCUGGAGGCAUGACUCUCAAACGCACAGGCAGUGUGUAUGCAUGCACAUGUGAAGAGUACAAAGGAUCCGAAAACUUUGGUAAGGCUGAGAACAUGAAGACUUGUAGCCACUUGGUGAAGUACCUGGGCGAGGACUUCGAGCGCGUGCGGUGUGAACUGCCGGAGAAAGGAAAGAAGGCACAUAUACCACAGCAUGUCAAGAUCAGCGUCCUCCUCGCACACAAAUACAAGGAUGGGGAAACAAACCCAACAAACUGGUGGAUGAGCGAGAAGCUGGAUGGAGUGCGAGCGUACUGGAAUGGCAGAUGCUUCUACUCUCGCCUCGGCAACGCAUUCUACGCACCCUCAUGGUUCACCAAGGACCUACCUAAGGACAUGCAUUUAGACGGAGAACUGUUCGGGGGUCGCAAGAAGUUCCAAUCCACUGUCAGCAUCGUGAAAACUCCAGAACACCCCAAAUGGAACACCAUCAAAUACUGUGUUUUUGACGCCCCACAUCUGGAAAAGGAGCCAUUUGAAAAAAGAAUGAAAGCUAUUCAAGACCAGUUUGAGAAAGUCAAGCCAGCGUAUGCAAAGUUUGUUGAUCACGAGAAGUGUAGAGGGACAGAUCAUGUUGACAAAGAGCUGGCCAGGAUAAUCGCCCUGGGAGGAGAGGGGCUGAUGAUCCGAAAGCCUGGGUCAAAAUAUGAACGGACCAGGUCCACUACACUGCUCAAGAUUAAGAAGUUCCAUGAUGCUGAGGCUAUAGUGAUAGGGUAUGAGCCCAGCAAGUCCAACCCUGGUCUCACCGGGGCUCUCUGGGUAAAGAUGGCCUGUGGCAAGAAAUUCAAGGUCGGAUCUGGAUUGUCAAACAAGGAUCGCAGGAGUCCCCCAAAGAAGGGUACAAUUAUAACGUACAAGUUUCAAGAAUUGACCAAUUCCGGCAGUCCAAGAUUCCCGUCCUAUGUGGGAAUCAGAAUAGACAUGACAGAACCAAAAGACGCGGAGGGCGUUGUCAUGGUGGGCAAUGAUGACGAGUGAACCUAACUGACACACAGUCGUACCACACAAGUGGUCAAAUAUUUGCACAAAAAAUGUGCUAAGACUAGCCAAAGGUUUGAAGGGACACUGUAUUAUUUGUGACUUAUAUCUGACUAUGUAAUUAAUAAGGCCAAGGUAGCAAUGAGGUACUGUGAAACUAUAGCUUUUUUGUGCCUUGCCUGUGAUAAUUUUUAUGGCAGCAAAAGUACUUUCUUAGGGAUCGUUGUUUAUAUUUACAUAUCAUGAUGACUCAUCAUCAUAACAACUUAUAAGUGAGCAAAAACCUUUGGGAAUUGCGAUUAGUUGUCAUGAUAAUGUAGCUUUUUAUGGAAAUAAUUAGUGUUGUGUAGAAUAAUUGUGAUACUGAGACUGUGUUAAGUAGAUCCUCUUAGCAUAUGAGAUGGCUAAAGGGCCAUUUAGAUUUUAAUAGGAUGACAGAUGUAGCGACUGAGUGUGUUUUAACUAGUGUCUGUCAGGUUAGGCGCCUAUUUCUAAAGAUCUGAAUGUGACAAGCAAGGCUGCUGUAGUAAUUGAUGACAUUUCUGACCUACAUGUACAUGUACUAAGAAAGAGAAUGGCUUAUUUGUGUUUUCUAACUGAUGUGCAAUAGAUUCUAACAUUUGUGUGAUUUUAUACAAUAUUUACUCAUGUCUUUUUCUCAAAUUAUCCUUCUUUUCUGUGAUACAUUUUAAUUUUGUAAUGCUUUUUAUUUAUUCUUUUAACUCAAUAAGCUGUUGAUAAAAAGUAUACAUUAUAAGCUUGUAUUGCCCGAUAUUUAAUAUUUUGAGUUUUAUCAACCUUUCUAUUUAUAAUUAAUAUCUACUUAUAUCGACAAACUAUUUAUUUCUUUUACAUAUACAUGUUAAGGUUGUUUGGUAUCUUAAUUUAUAUUUACUUACAUCUUUUAUUUAUGAAAUUACUAAUGAGUAUGUCAUUACGUACUUUUUUGUAUGAAUAGAUGUUUUGUUUUUGUAUUUUUAUCAUGAAUGAGAUAUUAUUGACUCUUAUUUUGACAGGUACUGUAAAACAGUACUGGAAUAAAACAAAUUGAUCUCAACA